Molecule: messenger RNA, 1683 nt
Organism: Cryptomeria japonica (Japanese cedar)
Lineage: Eukaryota; Viridiplantae; Streptophyta; Pinopsida; Cupressales; Cupressaceae
Product: cytochrome P450 716B1
Exons: 3
Coding region: 132-1598 (488 amino acids)
Biological process (GO): sterol metabolic process
Molecular function (GO): iron ion binding; monooxygenase activity; oxidoreductase activity, acting on paired donors, with incorporation or reduction of molecular oxygen
Source: RefSeq, a predicted model, not a curated record
AGAGAUGCUGCUGAGAUAUGAAUUGAAAAUAACAUUGAUUUUCAGUCGUUAAUUGCAAAGUUUCUGGAAAGGCCGCUGGGACUAAAUACCCUUUGUUGUGUACAAGCAUACAUUUACAAUUGCAUUGUGAGAUGGAGUUUAAUGGUGUCAUGGAUUUUGAGCACUCAACUUUUCUACUCUCUGUCAUACUGGCCGUUGCGCUGGUUUUGCUAAUGGCCAAAAUGAUGAUUCAGGGCAAGAUUGGAGAAGGGGAAAGACAAAAGCUUCCUCCUGGAAGUUUGGGUCUGCCUGUAAUUGGUGAAACGUACCAAUUUCUGAGAGCAUACAAGGAAUUCAAGGCCAAAGAUUGGGUGGAAGAAAGAGUUACGAAAUAUAGCAGCGUAUUUAAAACGUCACUCAUGGGGCGCCACACAGUUGUUCUCACGGGGCAAGCAGGCAAUCGCUUUCUUUUCCAAAACGAGUGGACGAUGUUUGCGAGCACACAAGCCCCAACAGCUCUGCGCAUUUUCGGGGUUCGGAGCAUGUUGGACGCGGAGGAGGAAGUUCACAAGCGCUUGAGAGGGGCCGUCAUGUCUUUUCUCAAGCCCGAAUCGUUGAAGUCAUUCGUGGGAAGAAUGGAGUCCGUCAUUCAGAAACAUUUCGUUGAUCACUGGGAAGGAAAAGAGAGAGUUACAGUGCUGCCAUUGAUGAAAAAGCUCACUUUCGACGUUGCUUGUGAUCUCCUCUUCAGUUUGAAAGAGGGUGGAGAGAAAGAUUUGCUGGGCAGGGAGUUUGAUACGCUGUUGAAUGGGGCAUGGUGUCUUCCCUUGGAUUUCCCAGGCACAACCUUUCGUCAGGUUUUGAAUGCUCGGAGUCGCAUAUGUGGGCAGUUGGUGGGCAUCAUGGAACGGAGGAAGGUGGAAAUUGCACAGGGCUGUGCUUCCCCAGAGCAAGACUUGUUGUCUUGCUUGGUGUGUAUGAGGGAUGAAAAUGGGCAGCCGCUCACCGAGGAGGAGAUCACUGAUAAUCUCGUCGUUGUCUUGAUUGCCGGCCAUGACACCACUUCUAUUCUUCUCACGCAUCUUGUGAGGAUGUUGGCACUAGACCCAGAGGUCUACAACAAAGUUCUCCAAGAGCAAACACAAUUUCUUUCAGGGAAAGAACCAAAUGAACCUCUUAGAUGGGAAGACAAUCAAAAAAUGAAAUACACAUGGAUGGUAGCUCAAGAAAUAUUACGUUUAGUACCUCCAAUUUUUGGCAGUUUCAAAAAGGCAACAAAAGUUAUUGAAUAUGAAGGCUAUAUAAUUCCCAAAGGAUGGCAGAUUUUUUGGGUGACAAGCUCUACACAUAUGAAUGAAGAUAUUUUUAAGGAACCAAAUAACUUCGACCCAUCUCAUUUUGAGACUCAAAUUCCUCCUUACAAAUUUAUACCAUUUUCAGCUGGACCUCGAAUAUGUCCAGGCUAUAAAUUUUCACAAGUAGAGACAUUAUUAGUUUGGCAUCAUUUAGUAUCCAAAUAUAAAUGGUCAAAAAUAGUUUCAAGUGAGAGAAUAAUUUGUCAACCAGGACCAAUUCCUUCACUGGGAUUUCCAAUCAAGCUUGAAGCUAGAUCAAAUUAGAUAUGCUUUAAUUUUAUAAGAAGAAUGACAAUAAUAAGGAAUUGUGUGUACAUAUUUUUACUUGACCCUAUUUCAGUUCAAGGAA